ACAACUUCGGCUAUGAUCACUGAAGUUAGCACCUUCCUUCAUUGAAGAUGUCUGGCUUCAUCUCCUACAUCAGCAGGAAUGAGGUGGAACGUGGGAAAGAGACCUUCAAGUCUUAUUUAAUUGAUGAAGAGGAAGAAGAAAAUGAUGAUGAACUUAACAAACGUGCCUCAGCAUUUUUCCAAACAGAUCUUGCUCCACACAUGUUACCAGGCGAACGCUUGGUUACAGAGGCAGAUAGUGUGUUGAGUUUCACGCCCUUUACAGAGAAGAAAAAGGGCAUUUCAGGAAAACUGUUUGUUACUAACUUCAAGGUCUGCUUCCUGACUGCUGAUCGAUCGUCAUAUGAAGGGCCUUCAGCAAAAAGACAGCGAAACAAACUAAUUAGAGACACAGACAUUCCACUUACUUGCAUUGAUGCUAUUUAUCAGGUUGUGUCAGGGAAAAGGAGAAAGUUGACACCAGGAACGACGGUUUCCAAUAUUACAAAAUAUUUAGAACUUCAUUGUAAGGACUUUAGAGUACAUACUUUUGGAUUUAAAUUUUCACCGAAAGACCAGAACAAGAAGUUAAUGAAUGCCAUUGUUCAUCAUGCUUAUCCAUCCAAAUCCAACCUGCUGUUUGCAUUUGACUAUGGCAAGAGUUUACCAAAGCAAGGUUAUAUGUGUGAUACUCCGCUCUAUGAAGAUGCCUCUGAUUGGGAGAUGGAACUUAACAUGUGUAAAUGUACUAAGUGGAGAGUGUCUGAAGUGAACCAGAACUUUGAAAUGUCUAUGAGUUUGCCAAAGCUCAUUGUGGUUCCUGGUGCAUUGUUUAACUCUGAUCUGAUGAAGGCGGCUGGUCACUAUGUCCAGGGACGUAUCCCUUGUUGGUGCUAUACACAUAAAAAUGGAGCAAGUCUUGUGAGGUCAGCUGAUCUGAUUCCAGACGCGGACACAAACUUUGAAGAAUUGAUGCUAAGUGCAGUCCAGAUGGCUGACCAACAUCUCGGAAAACCUGUUGUAUUUGACCUCCAGGAACAGUGUCCAUCAAUCAAGGAUGUCCAGCAGAGUUUUGAAAAGUUCAAAGAGUUGUGCCUGAUUGAAACAAAAAAGGAUUUCUUAGUGCAAGACUCGAGCUGGAUGUCCAGACUGGACGACACAGAGUGGUUACAUCAGAUACGAUAUUGUCUGCAGUGUGCCAGAGAAGUUGCAGACACUCUACAUAACAAAAAACGCACUGUCUUUAUCAAAGAAACUGAUGGCCGUCACUUCACUUGUUUAAUAUCCAGUCUGACACAAGUGAUGCUGAAUCCCAAAUGUCGCACCCAGGUUGGUCUGCAGGCGCUCAUACAACGUGAAUGGGUGGCUAUGGGCUAUCCUUUCCAGCGAAAUGGAGGCCUUAUUAUUAAGGACGGGGGUGAGGAGGUACAACUCUUCCUGUUGUUUCUCGAUUGUGUUUGGCAGAUUUUACAGCAGUUUCCAUCUGCUUUCUCUAUAUCUGAGACAUACUUGACGUCAGUGUGGGACUGUGCUAGUUGUGGUUUGUUUGAGACUUUUUUGUUUGAUUCCAUACACCAGCAAACACGUUUCACGAGUGAAGGUCGCAGUUUGCGACGGUUUCGUCUCCCACCAGUUUGGGACUGGUCACGACAGUUCAGCACUAGUGACCAAACUAUAUUUAAUAACCCUUUAUACCUCAUGAAGUGCAAUGUAAACUUGAAAAAGGCAAUCAAAGAGUCAAAACGUAAAGUUUUGUCUAAUUGUCAGAAGAUGGACAGGAAUGAGCUGUAUGCAUACAAGUUGAACAACAUGUACUCUGAUGACGCUGAGGACAAGGAUAUGAAUGUCAUUCUGCCUGAGUACGCUGCUCCUGUGAUAAAACUGUGGACACAAUGCUACAUAAGGUGGCAAGCUCCGGCACAAAUCAUUGGGGGAGGUAACCCAUCCCAGUACCUCCAGCAGUGCCUCAUAGUGGAGGAAAUCAUACACCUUCAACACCAGAUCGAACUUCUACAAAUGAAUUCCAAAAGACGCACUGUUAUGGCACGGCGACCUCAAAGCGACUUGAUUUUCAGUGUUGGUAUGGACAUGCCAACGUCAACAGAGUUUCUCACAAAUAUGGUCCUGUCGUCUUCGUUCCCAUUUUCGCCUGGUCCGUCCAAAGAAGAUCAGCAACUCAUGUUAACACCCAUCAGUGCGUAUCUAGUUAAUAGUGCCAUUGAUUAUGAUUACAGAAAUUCUGAGGACUGAUGAAAUUUGAUCUUGGUUCAACAUGCAACGCAUCAUCAACAAAGAUCUUAAAAUUCAGAGAUGGAUAGGUUAUCUAGUAACCAUUGUGUGAUACUAAAGGCUUCCUUCUUAAAUACCUCUAUAUAUGGUUUUAUGCAACAAACUGAGACAAAGUCUCAUGGUGACCUAUUCUAAUAUUCUUCAUCCGGUGUCGUGCAUGGUGCAUUGUGCGUCGUGCAUUGUGUGUCGUGCGUCCAUAAACAAUUUAAUACUUUUGACUUCUUCUCAAAAAACCCCUGAUCCAAUUUCAAUGAAAUUUUGCAGAAACUUUCCUUUGCCUAAGAUGAACCCCCCGGUGCUGAGGGAUGGGGCUAAAAGGGGUCAUAUUGACUCAUACUUCAAAAAUCUUCUUCUCAAGACCAAGAUAUGGUAUAAUCAAAUACUCUUCAUGAACGGAAGCAUCUUAAGGUGCUUUCCCAAAAUUGUGAAUUUCAUGGCCCCAGGGUCUCACAUAUCCCCGUGGGAUGGGGUAAAGUUUACUUAAGUUUAUAAAGGAAAACUGGAUUUUUGAGCAUAAUUUGUUUAAUUUUUUUUUUGAAAAAUUUCAAACUUGGUUAGAAUUAUGAGUGAAGGAUGAUGGCUUGAUGGUAUGCCCAUUUUGAUCCUGACUGACCCCCAGGGGCUGAUGGGUGGGGCCAAAAUGGGUCCUAUGGACUUAAAUUUCAAAAAUCUUCUUCUCAAGACCCAGGUAUAGUAGAAUCAAUACUCUUCAUGAAUGGAAGCAUCUUAAGGUGCUUUAGUCACCAGAAUGAGUCUCACAUUUCUUCCUGGGGAGGAAUAUUUUUUUUAGACUUCACUCUAAUUUUCAUAGAUUGUGUUUUUGAGCAUAUGGUUGGUUAUUUCCCACUGGAAAUAACUUUAUAAGAAUGAUCAGUAUAGGAUGACAGUUUUGAUGGUAUGCAUGUAUUGCCACUGACUGUAUUCAGUGUUACAAUUUCUGUUUCAUGACACUUGAUAACUAUCCUUUAUCCUUUAUAUUAAAUAUUGCUUAUCUCAGGUGACCAUCAAGGCCGCUUGGCCUCUUGUAAUCAUUACAUCUCCAUAAUAAUAAAUUUUAAUUUCGUUACCAACAGAUGAUUCUCUCUGGUAGAUGUGAUACUGGAGGCAAUCAAUCGUCGAUAUAAAUUGUCUUUUUUAUGUAUCUGAGGAAGAAAUGAUGCAAAUGAUGCAAUAUCAUUACAGCACUAAUAAGUGAUAAAUCCUUUAGUUAUAUUUGUAUUUUAAAUAAGUAAAGUAUGCAAUUAGGCUUUAUUAAAGAACAGGGUUCAAUUUAACCCUUGACCUCAGAGUCAAAUCACCAUUUGCUCCAAAUGAGAAGAGUCAAUGUUAGAAUCAUAUAGGUAUGACUUUUAAAAGUCAGGAAUCAGGACUGAAAUUUUGAGUUAAAUAUGUAGCUUCAAGGGUUGAAUUAAAACUCUGAUUUUCAUUUUUUUUUUUUUUUUUUUUGAAGUUUAUGUAAUAUUAAAAGAACAUAUGCAGGCAUAUAAUUAGAUCUUUAUUGAAGUCCCUAACAAAUAUACACCAAAUACAAAUAUGUUGGAAUUGUGAGCUAUUUUGGUCGCUGUAAAAUUUUGAUCGCUGAUGCAUCAUACCAUUGUGUCCUUCUUCUGGUAUAUAUAUAUCUCUGAAAUAUCAGUUAAGUUGUAAUGGUACAUUUCAUGUAAACAUCAGCCGCAAACAAUUUCUUUUGACCAAAGUUAUAGAAAUGUAAAUGUACCAAUGCUGGCUUACAAUUAUUUUGUUAGAUUGUGUAAAAAAGGGAAGAGUUUUAUUGUCACACUAUAAAAAUGCUUUUUUUCCCCCAAAAAAAGCAAAAUUAUAUUUUCUUUUUUAAAAUGUCCAAAAUCAUACCAAACCCAUUGUUUAUG
Messenger RNA from Ylistrum balloti, 4135 nucleotides. RefSeq names its product myotubularin-related protein 10-B-like. The record is from RefSeq and is a predicted model, not a curated record. The transcript is spliced from 15 exons. NCBI's taxonomy places the organism in Eukaryota, Metazoa, Mollusca, Bivalvia, Pectinida, Pectinidae. The coding region runs from base 48 to 2228 and encodes 726 amino acids.